This is a messenger RNA of Python bivittatus (Burmese python), 4334 nucleotides long. The record is from RefSeq and is a predicted model, not a curated record. Lineage: Eukaryota; Metazoa; Chordata; Lepidosauria; Squamata; Pythonidae.
ACACAAGAACCAGCCAUGCUUGGCUAGCUGAUUCUGGAUUGGAAUUCAGAGAAGAAGGUGAGCAAAUGCGUGGCCAUAAUGAAAGACAGAACACUUUUCUUCAUCCAGUGACUGGCCAGAUCCCAGAAAAGAACAACCAUUUGGAUUUGCAAAGAUCUAUCUUGGACAUGUCAAGCAAAGCAAGUAGCAAGCGGCCGGCAGCAGUUAGUAGUGAAUCCGCCAAUCACACAAUGGUUUCAGAGGUGCCUCAGGAACGACCAAAUGGCAGGGCAUCACGUACUUCCAGGAAGGGAAUUGCUUUUGGAAAACGUUCUAAUUCCAUGAAGAGGAAUCCCAGUGCUGCAGUGACCAAAAAUGGUUGGCUCUUCAAGCAGGCCAGCUCUGGAGUCAAGCAGUGGAAUAAGCGUUGGUUUGUAUUGGUGGAUCGCUGCCUUUUUUACUACAAAGAUGAGAAAGAGGAAAGCAUCUUGGGCAGCAUCCCACUUCUCAGUUUUCGGGUGGCAGCUGUCCAGCCAUCGGAUAACAUCAGCAGAAAAUAUACCUUUAAGGUAACUGUAUGCUGGAUGGGAGAGAUGCCUAAAAAUUACAAGAAGUCAUUCUCUCCCCAGGCUGAGCAUGCUGGCAUCCGGACUUACUUCUUCAGUGCUGAGAACAAUGAGGAACAAGAAUCCUGGAUUCAAGCCAUGGGCGAGGCUGCUCGGGUUCAAAUCCCACCUACUCAAAGGCAUGAAAAGACUGAUUGUGAGAACAUUCCUCCCAGCAAAAAUCAGCAGCAUCACCACCAGCGCAGUAUUCCCACCAGGGAGCUUGCCAAAGCUGAGCUGGAAGCAAAGACCAGAGGAGAAGGUGAUGGACGUGGUUCUGAGAAGAUUGAAAGAAAACCAGAGCGUGUUGCAAACAAGAAGGAGACACUGGUGAAAGCCAAUGGCGUUGCCAGUCAAGAUACACCCUCUGAGCCUGGAAGCCCUUAUCCAGAAGCAGCUCAUGUGCCAGCUGGAGUGGAGAGAACCACACAGCCAAAUGGUUGGCAAUAUUCAUCUCCAACUCGGCCUGGCAGUAUGGCCUUUCCACAGCAUGAUGGGGAGACUGUUAUCUCUCGUCGGAGCUUUGCACCUCGCACGAAUCCUGAAAAGAUUGCUCAGAGAAAAAGUUCCAUGACCCAGUUACAGCAGUGGGUGAAUUUGCGCCGUGGGGCUCCACCACCUGAGGAUCUCCAUAGCCCCAGCAGGUUCUUCCCAAUGUCUCGGAGAGUCCCUGAUUACUACCCGCCCUAUUCAUCCCAAUAUUCUGAGGAUUAUCAGUACUAUCCUCCUGGUGUGCGUCCUGACAGUAUCUGCUCUAUGCCUGCCUAUGAACGUGUGAGCCCUCAGUGGACUGUGGAUGACAAGCGCCACGCCUUCCGCAACAGCAGCACGUUCCAGCUGCGGGAGUGGAAAGAACAGCCUGGCUAUAGCAGACAAGAUGUGCCCAUCUGGAUCCCAGGCCCCACACGGCAGCCAGUGUACUAUGACGAAAUGGACGCUGCCUCAGGUUCCCUGCGCAGGAUGUCCCUUCAGCCUCGUUCGCGAUCAGUCCCCCGCUCACCAAGUCAAGGAUCCUACAAUAGGGCCAGAGUAUACUCUCCAGUAAGGUCACCCAGUGCCCGUUUUGAAAGAAUGCCUUCUCGGAGUGAGGAGAUAUAUGCUGAGCCAACGACUUACAUGAUGAGACGAUCCGUCAGUUCCCCAAAGUAUGAUUACCUUGGUGACAGAAAGCCUGUUCCUGCAGGGAUGUUUCCCUUCAACUAUCCAGCAUCCCCUACAGUCCAUGAUAAAAUGGAUGAACUUUUAGACCUUCAGUUGCAAAGAAACCUAGAGUAUUUGGACCAACAGAUGAGCGAGAGCGAGACUUUGAUCAGUAUGGUGAACAGAAUGGUGGAGAGCUCCUCUCCUAGGGCUCAGCUGUACUUGCAAGUAUCUCAUUUCCCUGAAGCAUAUAGAGAGACGCUGCACACCUACAAGAUAAAUGAGCAACACACAGAUAAGCUUCUAGGAAAACUCUGUGAACAAAACAAGGUGAUAAGAGAACAGGAAAGACUAGUGCAGCAACUUCGAGCAGAAAAGGAGAGUCUAGAGAGUGCACUGAUGGGGACGCACCAGGAACUAGAGAUGUUUGGGAGCCAGCCAGCCUAUCCUGAAAAGCUGCUGCACAAGAAGGAAUCUCUUCAGAAUCAAUUGAUCAAUAUCCGGGUGGAAUUGUCCCAAGCCAGCACGGCACUGGCCAACAGCACUAUAGAAUAUGAAAACCUGGAGGGUGAGGUGUCAGCCUUGCAUGAUGACCUAUGGGAACAACUGAACCUGGACAUCCAGAAUGAAAUGCUCAACAGGCAAAUCCAGAAAGAGAUCUGGCGGAUCCAGGAUGUGAUGGAGGGGCUCAAAAAGAACAACCCCUCUCGGGGCACAGACACUGCAAAACACAGAGUGACCCUUGGCCCAUCAGGAACCUACAGCUCCAACAGCCCAGCCAGCCCUUUGAGCUCAGCUAGCCUCACAAGCCCCCUGAGCCCUUUCUCUCUUGUGUCGGGAUCCCAGAGCUCCCCUACCAAGCAAGGCAGCAAUGAGGAGCCUGGUCCACCUCGACCUCCCCUCCCCAAAUCAUAUGUGCCCUUGGAGUCUCCUCCGACUAUCCCUCCACUUCCUUCUGAAAGCCGUCUCUGGCCAUAUCCUAACUCCCCUUCUUGGCAGGAAAGCAGCGAGGCGAAGAGGGGACAGUCAAAGUCCAGCUUUGAGCAGAGCAAAAAGGACCAUCACCGGGCAUCAGUUUCCCAUUCGACAAUGGAGGCUGGUCUCUUGCAGCCAAGGCAGGACCAAGAUGCUGAUAAGCAGGUGGCACUCAACAAAGUGGGUAUUGUUCCUCCAAGGACUAAGUCACCUAUGGAUGAUGAGAACACACCCACAUCAGGUGUGGUGAGAAGGAGUGCAAGCAACCUAUCUAAUGGGCGGGACUCUCGGGACAGGCCAAAGAGUGCUGUGUUUUCCAAUGAGAUGAAAGCAAAGAUGAGUGUUGAGGAACAGAUUGAUCGUAUGAAGCGCCAUCAAAGCAGUUCUAUGAAGGAGAAGAGACGGAGCUUGCAACUUCCCGCCAAUCAGCAACAGACAGAUAGCCCUCUCUCAAAAGCACCUGCCUCUUAUAAAGUGGUACGCAGGCAUCGCAGUAUCCAUGAAGUGGAUAUAUCUGAUCUGGAGGCCGCAUUACGUUCUGAAGACUCCGGCAAGAUGUAUGAAAGCCCCCGAGAGGAGAUUGCUCGCCUGCGCAAAAUGGAGCUAGAGCCAGAACAUUAUGAUGUGGACAUCAGCAAGGAGAUUUCCACCCCAGAUAAAGUCCUCAUCCCAGAAAGGUAUAUUGAGCUGGAACCUGAUACUCCACUGAGCCCUGAGGAGAUGAAGGAGAAACAGAAGAAAGUGGAAAGGAUAAAGACACUGAUUGCUAAAUCCAGCAUGCAGAAUGUCAUCCCCCUCAAUGAGGGAGAGAUGGAUGUGGCCCAGGACCCAGAGACCCAGUUACAGGAGCAGGAAAAGCGAAUCGAGAUUUCCUGCGCCUUAGCUACAGAAGCCUCCCGACGGGGCCGCAUGCUGUCAGCUCAAUGUGCCACCCCAAGCCCUCCCACUUCCCCAGCUUCCCCGACUCCACCGACCAAGUCCCUCUCGUCUGACUCAUCCCAGGGCACCGAAAGUCAUUUUAUGCGUGUCUGAACCUUAAACACAGGCCCUGGCUGCUGUGAAUGCUGUGAAGUUCCAUGGAGCCACAUUUUAACACAUGAAUCUGCUCCCCCACAACACUACUGCUUAAUAAUGCAUACAACCAUUAUUAUGGGUUGCCCACUAUCUCCUGCUGUUGAGCUGCAGAAACAUUCAGGAACGAAAGCUGCCUCUGAGGGGAAUAAGUGUGCUUCAUCUUUGCUCUGGUUUCUCCUCCCACUGCUGCCAAGGCCUGUACCAUAACGUAUCAGAUGCCUGGCCUAUAAAAACCAUCACAAAGGCAGCACCCAGGAGCAGUUCCAUUCUGCAAGAUGGCCUCUUCCUCACUGCAGGAGGUGUCAGGACAAAGGACCAGUGGCUAAAGAUCAGCAGAUGCCUCAAAUAAUUUGAACUGAAACAUGAAAGUUGGUGAUAGUAGGGGAAUGUAAAAUUUCUUAUCCCUAGGUAGCCAUUUCCUGAGCUUCUAACCUCUUUCAUCAUUUAUUUUUAUUUUUAUUUUUAUUUUACUUUUUACUUUUUUUUUUUUUGAAGGAGGAGAAUUAUAUAAAGAAGAGCUUGUCAUGGCAGCCAGGGACUUUAUAACCAUUUUACUGAAUU